AUUUUAAAUUGAAAUGUAAACGCCAAACCGUGUACACUGUACAUGGCAGAUGUUUAUAGUUCUAUAGAAUCAGGAAUCAGGAUAAGAAAUAUAACAUGCCUGAUAACUCCAAACUUUGCUUAUAAAAUUAUGUUGUUCUAAGUUUAACUGGUUCUAUACAGUAUACUUCAAAACUGAAGACGGUUCGUGUUUUUAAUAACAAAAUGUCGUUUUCUUUUGGUACUCCUUCAAGUGCUCCAGCAAGUGGUUUAUCCGGGGGUUUUAGUUUUGGCGCUAACAAGCCCGCCACACCUGCCUUUGGUUUAGGCGGUACUCAGCCAUCCUUAGGGCUUUUUGGUACGCCUGCUACAUCAGCUCCAGCGUUUGGGACAGCAACACCGGCUUUUGGUUCAACGCCUGCAUUUGGUGCCACAUCCACAGCCCCAACAUUUGGAGCAAAUGCUACACCUGCAUUUGGGGCAACUUCUGCUGCUCCUACAUUUGGAGCUAGUUCUACUCCAGCAUUUGGGGCCACAGCAACACCAGCAUUUGGUGCAACAUCUGUUGCCUCAACAUUUGGUGCCACAUCAGCAGCACCUGCUUUUGGUGCAACAACUACACCGGCAUUUGGCACAACAUCUACUCCAGCAUUUGGAGCUACAUCUACUCCUGCUUUUGGCACUACAACACCGGCCUUUGGUAACACCUCAUUUGGAAGUAGUCUUAGCACUGGAUUGGGUUUUGGAGCAACAACUACUACUUCAGCUACCAGUCUUUCAUUUGGUACAACGACGACUACAAGUGCAGGCUUGGGUGGCCUUGGCGGUUUUGGGUUUGGUGCUUCGACCACUGCACAGCCUAACAUUGGGCUAGGUGGGACAACUACUACAGGGGGCUUUGCAACAACCAGUCUGGGGUUGGGAGGUGCGGCACCCACUAACACCGCAGGAGCCAGCGAUGGCAAAAGUGAACCUCCGAAGCAGACGAAAUUGCCAAACGAGGUAUCGACAACGGUGGAAGCUUUUAAAGAAUUUGUGAAGAAACAGAAAUCUCUCAGCUCCGACAUCAUGAGGGUGUCUAUCAAGCCUCUGCAGAAGGUGAGUCGCGAAGCGGAGUGCACUCUGCGCCUGGCCAUGUCCCUGAACGCCGAGACGUCGCGUUGUCGCGCUCAGUCGCGUCGGCUCCGCACCUCCGCCGCCGCCGCCCUCGCCGCCGCCGAGACCGCCAACAGAGACCCGCCGGGUUCCGAGUCGGAAGGAAUAACUCCGCCGACGUACGUGAAGGACCUGAUAUCGGAGUUGGAGCAGCAGAUCAUCACUUUCAGGAGACAGAUGGACGUGGCCGACAAGCAGAUGCAAUCCUCGCCCAAACUGCUCACCGAACAGGAAUUGACCAUGGGCAUGCGCCGGAUGCACGAGUCGUUCGUGGCGUUGGCUGGAAGACUGCAGGCCGUGCACGCGCAGGUGCAAGCGCAGAAGGAGCAGUACCUCAACUUCAGGAAGUACGUGCUGAAGGACCCCACCGACGUCUUCGACACCAGCGCGAGCGCGAGCCUGGACCAGAUAUUACGAGACGCGGAAGGAACGAGAAAGAAGAGCAAGUCGGGGUUCCCGAGCGAGCUGGGGUUCGACGGCGCCGUCCUCUCGGACCCCAGGGCCGCUUUAGGAAACGCGCAGCGGUUGGCCGGCCCCACGCCCUUCACCUGCCUCGGCACCACUCUGUCGCCCUUCUCCGCCGCCGAGGCCCAAGGAUCGAACUGGCAGCCCACGCCUCAGGCGGUGAAUUCGUCGUUGAACUUUAGCGGUUUCGGGUCUCAGACGGACAGUUUUCAGCUUCAAAAACCGCCCGGAAAACGCGGAAAGCAGUGAUACCGGCGACGUUGAACCGGGCUCGCCGAGGCCUCGAAGGAUUGUAAUUUUACAAUCUGGAAAUUGAGAUCUAGAGCCCGGUCGGUGUCAGAGCUCGGAGUGAGCGGUGUAUACGAGAUAAUUGUAAAAUGGCUUUCUCGCUCUGAAAUACCAUUCGCUAUAGACCGAUAAAUUGUAAGUUAAUUAAUUUUAACUCAUAUAAAUGAUUAUGAAAGAAUACCGUAAUAACGGCUGGCGAGAGUUCGCUCGGCGUAUAAUGAAAAAAUAUCCCAAAUAUUGUUAAUAUUGAAAUUUCAUUCUAGUUUUUUAGUUAAACACUAAAAGCAUAUACAAUCUUCCUCUUCUUGUAAUGUCAUAUUACAAGUAAAGAAUUAAUUUAUAAUUAAAAUAAAAUGAUAAUUCGGUUUCUUUCUAUACGUAAACUUCAUUCCAUUACGAUUUUAUUUUUGUCUGUCUGUAAAUAUUUUCGCUACUUGUGAAUGAAUGUCAGUAGAAAUCUUGCAAAAGAUGUACAUAUACAAAUGAUUACGAUAUGUAUUUAUCGCGUAUAUGAUUAGCAUUUUUUUAAUUUGUUAAUAAAUCUUUUAUGCAUGUA
Messenger RNA from Pieris napi, 2442 nucleotides. It is a transcript of the gene Nup58, whose product is annotated as nuclear pore complex protein Nup58. The coding region runs from base 204 to 1847 and encodes 547 amino acids. The record is from RefSeq and is a predicted model, not a curated record. Lineage: Eukaryota; Metazoa; Arthropoda; Insecta; Lepidoptera; Pieridae. Gene Ontology annotation, molecular function: structural constituent of nuclear pore. The transcript has 12 exons. Gene Ontology annotation, cellular component: nuclear pore. Gene Ontology annotation, biological process: nucleocytoplasmic transport.